AUGGCAAAAAGUGGCAAGGAAGUUCAUAAACAAACAAUUCUCUAUAAACAUUUAGAUCUAUUUAAACCAAAAAAUGCUAAGAAGCCAAGUAAUUCAGCUCAAAUACAAUGCCAGUGGCAUGUUAAUCUUUCACGUUCUUCAAAGAGUAAUGAUGAUUUCUAUGUAUUUGUUACUACUCUAAAUAAUAAUCAUAACCAUGAUUUAUCACCUAAAGUGAUUCAGUUUGAAAAAAAUAAACAGUUUACAGAAGAAAUAGAUGUUUCUUCUAUGACAAAUGCAACUACUAUUUUUCCUUCUAUUGAAUCUUUAGCUAAAUGUUAUCUGAGACCAAAUGUUGCAAACUUUUUAGUUAAACAAAUGAAGGAAAGCUUAUAUUACACUGCUAGUUGUGCUAUAGUUAAAGAAAUUGAAUCACUUACCUCUUACGAACCUUCACAAAGUGAAGAUAUAGAUGACAAGCCUAAUGUUAUUGUUUUGUGUGCUAUAUAUCUUUUAGAACAUUUAGAACGAAUCUUAAUUCAUAUAUGGUUACAACCAUUUGAUAAUAGUGAAACAGAAGAAAUUACCAAUGAUGAUUUUAUCGAUAAAAUGCUUUUUUAUAAGAAAGCUUGGGGUCUUGCACAUACUGCUAUAAACAAAUGCAUAAAGGAAAAAUUAGUUAGAUCACAAGAAGAAGUGGUGGCUUUAACUAGUCAAAAUGUUGCUAAAAGUACAAAAGAUAGUAUGAUCCAACUUGAGAAUCCUCGGAAAGUAGUUGGUAGAGGAAGUCCAAAAGCUGCAAGUCAUCAUAAUAAGGAUAUUACGAAUGUAACAUCACAAGAAACAA
Molecule: messenger RNA, 826 nt
Organism: Cetraspora pellucida
Lineage: Eukaryota; Fungi; Glomeromycota; Glomeromycetes; Diversisporales; Gigasporaceae
Source: the annotation of a GenBank genome assembly